AGUCCUCCUGUCUUUUCGCGCAGGUUUGACACCGACGGGGAGAACAACAUGGCGGGCGCAGGCGGCGUGACCGUGGAGGGAGACUUGAUGCGGUAUGCUGAAUACACACCGAAAACAAACGUUAGGAGCGAGGCGGAGAUUGACAGGCGUCUGGGUGGGACUCUGAUUGCAGUGGGACUUGGUGUGGCUGCUGCUGGCUUUGCAGGCCGCUAUGCGUUCCAGCUGUGGAAACCUCUCGGACAGAUGUUCUCUGACACUGUGAAGAAGAUGCCCACCUCAGCUUUCUCAUCUUAUUACAAAGGAGGUUUUGAGCAGAAGAUGACCAGACGGGAGGCAAGCCUCAUCCUUGGCAUCAGCCCAACAAGUACCAAGACGAAGGUGCGAGACGCCCAUCGGAGGAUCAUGGUCCUAAACCACCCAGAUAAAGGUGGAUCUCCGUACCUUGCUGCCAAAAUCAAUGAGGCCAAAGACCUUUUGGACAAGGAGACCAGGCGAUGAGGCGGACACUCACAACAGUUACAGACUCUCAUCAUCCGUCCAUGAUCUCAGUCAUCAUUCCUGCCCUGAGCAGCACAGCUGAAGCUCUGUCCGGACGGCUCAGCACUCAGGCCUUUUACGUAGAGAAUGGCAAAGAGUACCACAACAGUUCCCCUCUGACUACGUCUCCAUGCUCAGAGAAUGCUCCUCUUAAAGGUUAAUACCUGUUAUUUUACAUGCAUACAUACAUGUUACUUUACAUCUAGAAAAUAUCACUUGUAGGCCAGGAUGUCUCUGUAGCACCAUAAUACUUAUAUAUAUUUACAACAUUAUUUUGUCACACAUUUUACCUUUAUCAAAAAGUAGCCCCUGCUGUUUGGACAUAGCACUUGGCCAUAUUGCGAUUUCAGUAAUAUUUUGAUUAGCUGUCCAGCCCUAACAGCUGCUUUUAUUGCACAGGACCAAUGGGACUUUCCAGACAUCAAAAAAUAUAGAUCCACACACUUUAUCUCAUAAAUAACUACAAGAAAUAAAUGACAACAGUUACAGGCAAACAAAACAGCUCAGUACAAAUGUUUUGUUCUGUUUGUGUUUGUCUGACUGGUAUACAUAGUACUCCAAUAUCUGCAAGUUUCAGGCAGUGUGUACUGAAAAUAGUGGGUAUAAUGUACUGUAGUAUGACUGUCAUUUUAACCCUUAUUGUAGAGGUGUUCAUUUCUUCUUCGCCCUUUAUUUCCAUAAAGGAGGAAGAAGAAAUAAAAGGGUAAUUGAUCCAGGAGGGAGCCAGGCAUGUUUUACAUGGAUCCAUGCCUGUGUGGUGGUACACUCCUGAUUUAAGAAACUCAUCUGAAAAUGUUUUUGUGCUGUACAAAGACCUAUAAAUUAUUGUAGGCUGUAAUUUAUAUAUAGAACCACAGGGUAACAAAUUCAAGUGUCUUGACAUUAAUGAAGUAUUCCCUGUGAAUGUGAAAAUAAACAUAAUAAAAUUUAAAAAACUGG
Myripristis murdjan (pinecone soldierfish) is the source of this 1476-nucleotide messenger RNA. It is a transcript of the gene dnajc15, whose product is annotated as DnaJ (Hsp40) homolog, subfamily C, member 15. Gene Ontology annotation, molecular function: ATPase activator activity. Bases 49 to 498 code for a protein of 149 amino acids. Gene Ontology annotation, cellular component: PAM complex, Tim23 associated import motor. Gene Ontology annotation, biological process: protein import into mitochondrial matrix. The transcript is spliced from 6 exons. The record is from RefSeq and is a predicted model, not a curated record. NCBI's taxonomy places the organism in Eukaryota, Metazoa, Chordata, Actinopteri, Holocentriformes, Holocentridae.